Olea europaea var. sylvestris is the source of this 680-nucleotide messenger RNA. RefSeq names its product heavy metal-associated isoprenylated plant protein 21-like. Bases 40 to 555 code for a protein of 171 amino acids. Gene Ontology annotation, molecular function: metal ion binding. The record is from RefSeq and is a predicted model, not a curated record. The transcript has 3 exons. NCBI's taxonomy places the organism in Eukaryota, Viridiplantae, Streptophyta, Magnoliopsida, Lamiales, Oleaceae.
UAGCUUCUUUUCUUUGUGCCAAAGGUAAUUAGCAGAAAAAUGGGUGCUCUUGACUAUCUCUCAAACUUUUGCACUGUCACCAGCACUGGAAGAAGGAAAAGGAAGCCAUUACAGACAGUUGAGAUCAAAGUGAAAAUGGAUUGUGAUGGAUGUGAGAGAAGAGUCAAGAAUGCUGUCAAAAACAUGAAAGGUGGUUUUAUCAUCUUACUCUACAUGCAUGUUCUUCACUUCUUGAAGCUUUUUUCUCUCAAUUACUCUGAAGGUGUGACAAACGUGGAAGUUAGACGGAAGCAACACCGAGUUACGGUGAGUGGCUAUGUUGAUCCAAACAAGGUGUUAAAAAGAGUGAAGAGCACAGGAAAAAGAGCUGAAUUCUGGCCUUAUAUCCCUUACAAUCUUGUUCAAUAUCCUUACGUAUCCCAAGCCUAUGACAAAAGAGCACCAUCUGGUUUUGUAAGAAACGUUGCACAAGCUGUUCCUGUGCCGAAUGCAUCUGAUGAAACAAUCACAUAUCUCUUCAGUGAUGAUAAUCCCAAUGCUUGUCACAUUAUGUGAGGAUUGUUCAUGUAAUUCUCGAGUCGAGUCGAAGAAGAUGACUAUUUUUUUCUUUCAUCUUUCAUGUCGAAUAUGUAUUUGAGGUAUAUCUAAUGAAUUAUCCGACACAAUGUUUGUUUUGCACA